Amphibalanus amphitrite is the source of this 2148-nucleotide messenger RNA. RefSeq lists its product as uncharacterized. Gene Ontology annotation, molecular function: nucleic acid binding. The record is from RefSeq and is a predicted model, not a curated record. Lineage: Eukaryota; Metazoa; Arthropoda; Thecostraca; Balanomorpha; Balanidae. The coding region runs from base 37 to 1749 and encodes 570 amino acids. The transcript is spliced from 2 exons.
GUACCUGGCUUCCAUGUGGCCAAGACCAGGAGAGAGAUGCUGUCCCUGCUGAGUAAGCCGUUUGACCCGCUCGGUGUACUCUCUCCGUGGCUUGUUGUCGGCAGGUCUCUGUUCCAGAGAACGUGGGGAGUCGGAUGCACGGUCAGCUGGGAUGAGGAGCUGCCCCCACAGCUACAGGAGGAGCUAGCAGAAUGGCUCACACACGCACCAGACCGAACUGUAUGGUUCCCCCGCGCGCUGCUGACGAAUGACUGUGACGUCACCUACCAUGUCUUUUGUGAUGCCUCAAAGAAAGCGUAUUGUUGUGUCAUCUACGCUGUGCAGGGUGGGGAGUCCAGGCUGCUCAUGUCCAAAUCUCGUCUCGCGCCCCUGACUCCCGCCCUCAGCGUGCCCAGACUUGAACUGAUGGGCGCCCUCAUCGGCGCCAGGCUGAUGGACUUUGUCAGACAGGCGUUGAGUCUGGAGAGCCCACAAGUCGUCUAUUGGACCGACUCCAUGGACGUCAUCUUCUGGCUGAAGAGCAAGAAGAAGCUGAAGCUGUUCGUGCAGAACAGAGUGACCACCAUCCUCCAGUUGACUCGAGCGGAGCAAUGGCACCACGUAAGAGGACAAGACAACCCGGCCGACCUGGGGACGAGAGGUAUGUCCAUGACCGCUCUGGAGAAGUGUGAUCUGUGGUGGCGAGGACCGACAUUUCUCCGACAGGGACCUGAUACCAGGAUCUGCUGUGGACCGACAGUCGAGGCCGACAGUCUGCAGCCGUCUCAGGAGGCCACCAGUGAAGUGAAGCUGCAGAAGCCCCCGUUAAAGCUGACCCUGCUGACGACGCGAAGUGACACAAGUGAGACCCUACCGUUUGACAUUACGUCAUGUUCUACCCUCACACAGGCUGUGCUGAGGCUCGCGUGGGUGUUCCGUUUCGUCACCAACAGCCGCCUACCGAGGGAGGAGCGCCGGACGGGUCCGCUGACGCCCGAGGAGAAGAGACUGAGCCUCCGCUUCUGGAUCAGAGAGGCACAGGCCCGUGCCUACAGAGAGGAGACCAACGCCGCCACCGCUGACGUGAUCCUGGCGCUGAGACGGUUCUGCGCCAUCCGAGGGACGCCAGCUCUGGUGUACAGCGACAACGCUCGGACGUUCCGGGCCUUGCUUGGCCACCUACCCCGGUCGGUAACGUGGAAGUUCAUCCCUGAGGCUGCCCCCUGGUGGGGAGGGUACUGGGAGCGUUUGGUGGGCGUGACAAAGAAGGCUCUUCGCAUCACCCUACAUCAGUGCCACCUGACGUUUGAGGAGUUGUCUGCCACGAUGUAUGAGCUCGCUUUUUUCAUAAACCUGCGCCCCCUCACCCAGGGCGAUGGUGAAGAUCUCCUUACCCCCGCCCACCUGCUGUUCGGCGUGACGAGCAUAGACGGUGUCUUGUGCCCAACAUUGAAAGAGUGUUCCAUCAGCAGGGCCUGGCGUCACCAAAAGCGGGUCUGCGACCAUCUGAUCCGGCGGUGGUGUGAUGAGUACCGCAACGCUCUCCGCUGCUGGAGCGUCUCGCCCCGUGGACGACCUAGCCGUACACCGCGCGUGGGAGACGUGGUGCUAGUCCACAGUGAGAGGCCGCGCGGCCGGUGGCCUGUGGCGCGAGUGACGCGGCUGCUGGCGGGACCGGACGGCCACGUGAGGGCCGCCGUCAUCAGCCUGCGCGGGCGGAGCACUCGCCGCCCUGUCAGCCGCCUGUUCCUGCUGGAGGCGGCGGACUGAGUCGGACUGAGUCGUACCGGUGCAGUGAUCGGGACGAGUUACGUCGCCGCGAACUAUCGCAGAGUGCUGUGCCUUUUGUCGUAUUCAUCGUUCUGUUUGUUUUUCGAAAUCGGUCGUGCGCUCGAUUUCGAGUGGGGAGUGUGUUGUGAUUAGUAGCCUCUUACCUUUUUUUACCUUCACCCGUGACCCGUGUUGAUGUACCCUACCUUUCCUCACCCAGUAAAACUUUCCUCUAUUUGCCCGCCCCUGUCCUGAAUCCAUCACUUUUUGUUAGUGAUGUAAUGCUUCCAUUUUUCACCGAGCCGAUUUCGUUUUGUUUUUAUCCUUUCCAGUCAGUCUGGAUCCAUCUGUCGCCGUGUUACCGCUACCUGUAAAGUAAUAAACCGGCAGAGAAGUUGA